AUGGACCCCGUAUCCUCCGGGUUGGACCCCACGCUUCCUCUCGAGGCCUUCAACAAUGCCACAAUAGCUACAGGAGGCGACUCGAGGCUAUACAACCUCAAUGUGUUCUAUAAUCCGGGCGAUAUCGCUUGGAUGCUGACCUCCACUGCUCUCGUGCUGCUCAUGAUUCCGGGUGUAGGCUUCUUCUACUCUGGAUUAGCACGCAGAAAGUCUGCCCUAUCGCUACUAUGGCUAUCCGUCAUGGCGACCGCGGUUGUUUCGUUUCAAUGGUUCUUCUGGGGUUACUCGCUAGCCUUCUCGCACAAGGCUGGAAAGUACAUUGGAGCCCUGGAUAACUUUGGACUGAAAGAUGUGCUUGGUGCACCCUCGGUUGGAAGUGCCCGCAUUCCCGACCUCAUGUUCUGUCUUUACCAAGGCAUGUUCGCUGCCAUCACUGUCGCCCUUGCCGUUGGCGCCGUCGCCGAACGAGGCAGGAUGCUCCCCUGCAUCAUCUACAUGUUCAUCUGGACCACCCUCAUCUACGACCCUAUCGCAUGCUGGACCUGGAACUCUAGUGGCUGGGUGUUCAAAAUGGGAGGCCUCGACUUCGCUGGCGGUACGCCGGUCCAUAUCGCGUCUGGAACUGCAGCGCUCGCCUACUCGUAUAUGCUGGGAAAGCGGACUGGCCACGGGACCCAGGAACUCAACUACCGUCCCCACAACGUCACGCACAUCGUUAUCGGCACCGUCUUCCUCUGGGUGGGCUGGUUCGGCUUCAACGCUGGUUCAGCGUUGUCUGCCAACCUCAGGGCUAUCAUGGCUGCUGUAUGUACUAAUCUCGCUGCUUGCGUUGGCGGAAUUACGUGGUGCUUGGUCGACUACCGUCUAGAGCGCAAGUGGUCCACCGUGGGCUUCUGUUCUGGCGUGAUUGCUGGCUUGGUGGCCAUCACCCCUGGGUCUGGUUACGUCCCUGCCUGGUCUGCGGUCAUCUUCGGUAUCGUUGGUGGUGUUGGCUGCAACUACGCCACGAAGCUCAAGUACUUCCUCCGAUGCGAUGAUGCGCUUGACAUCUUUGCUGUUCACGGUGUUGGCGGUUUCAUCGGCAACAUCUUGACUGCGUUCUUCGCUGCCGACUACAUAGCGCAUCUUGACGGCUACACCGUCAUCGCCGGCGGCUGGUUAAACCGCCACUGGAUCCAACUUGGCUACCAGCUCGCUGAUUCGUUCACUGGCGGCGCCUACUCCUUCUUCGGCACCUGCCUGAUUCUCGGCGCUCUCGACUUCCUUGGCAAGUUCGUUCCUGUGCUUCGCCUUCGCGCCAGCGAGGAAGAGGAGGCCCUUGGUAUCGAUGAUGUUGAGAUCGGCGAGUUCGCUUACGACUACGUUGAGCUCACCCGUGAGGUCAAGAUCCCGGAUGACGAUGUCAUCGACGAGGGAAUGUCGACACAUUCGCUCGAGAAUCACGGCGCUGGCAUGGCUAUGACCAGCCAUCACGAGAAGAACCAAGAAUCGAUCGACUCGGCGGGCCAGCUUGCUGAGUGGGCGCACCGCGCAUAA
Cucurbitaria berberidis CBS 394.84 is the source of this 1536-nucleotide messenger RNA. RefSeq names its product ammonium transporter-like protein. The transcript is spliced from 6 exons. Gene Ontology annotation, molecular function: ammonium channel activity. Bases 1 to 1536 code for a protein of 511 amino acids. The record is from RefSeq and is a predicted model, not a curated record. Gene Ontology annotation, biological process: ammonium transmembrane transport. Gene Ontology annotation, cellular component: plasma membrane. Lineage: Eukaryota; Fungi; Ascomycota; Dothideomycetes; Pleosporales; Cucurbitariaceae.